CCUCCCCCUCCCCCUCCCCCUCCCCUCCGGGCAGGCGCAGUGCGGCGACAGCGGUGGUCGAUGUGGAGACGGGCGCUGCGCAUCGGGGCUGCGAGCUGGGCUUUGGGGCGAGGCCUGUUCACCAUGCAGUUGAAGACGGUGGAGUUCGAGUCGCUGUUUACCGACGGCCUGAAGUGCGUGGCAGAACUGUUCGGUAAAAACAACCACGAGUUGAGGAUAGCGGGCGGCGCCGUGAGGGAUUUGUUAAGUGGGAAGCAGCCCGAAGAUGUGGACUUCGCCACCACGGCCACCCCUGAACACAUGAAGGAGUUGUUCCAAGCUGCCGGCAUUCGGAUGAUCAACAACAAAGGGGAGAAGCAUGGCACCAUUACUGCAAGAGUGCAUAAUCAGAACUUUGAGAUUACUACAUUGCGAGUUGAUGUUGCAACAGAUGGAAGGCAUGCUGAAGUACAGUUCACAACAGAUUGGCAGACAGAUGCUGAACGAAGAGACCUUACAAUCAACUCGAUGUUUUUAGGCCUUGAUGGUACUUUGUAUGAUUAUUUCAAUGGCUAUGAGGAUCUGAAAAACAAGAAAGUUCGUUUUGUAGGUGAUCCAACACAAAGGAUACAAGAAGAUUAUUUGAGAAUAAUGCGAUAUUUUAGGUUUUAUGGCAAGAUUGCUAAAGAAUUAGGAGACCAUGAUCCCAAGACACUGAAGUCAAUCAAACAGCAUGCAAAGGGCAUGGCUGGAAUUUCUGGAGAAAGAAUCUGGUUUGAGCUGAAAAAAACUUUAGUUGGAAACCACGUUGCUCACCUUGUCAGUCUAAUGUAUGAACUGGAUGUAGCUCAGUAUAUUGGAUUACCGGUCAUUGAAGGCAACCUGGAGGAACUAAACAGGGUAUGCAGAAAUGUGCAACAUCACUCUCCAAAACCCAUGACUGUUCUUUCAGCACUGUUUCGAACACAAGAUGAUGUUCUAAGACUUGAUUUGAGGCUAAAAAUUUCAAAAGAAGAAAAGCAACUUGGCUUAUUCCUCGUUAAGUAUCGAAGAGAUUUGAUGAAGGCUGAUGGUGCUGAUCCACUAAAACCCUACAGAGAUUUUAUCAUAGAUUCCAGAGAACCAGAAAUGCAAAGCAAAGUGUGUGAAUUACUGAAGUACCAAGGAGAGGAGAAGUUACUGAAGGAAAUGGAGCAAUGGUCCAUACCACGCUUUCCGGUUAGCGGCCAUGAUCUACGAAGAAUUGGAAUAGUUUCUGGAAAGGAAAUUGGGACACUGCUGCAGGAGCUUCGGGAUACAUGGAAAAAAAGUGGUUACCAGAUGGAUAAGGAAGAGCUAUUGAGUUUUGUGAAAAGUCCUUAAAAAAAACCUCUGACAGGUCUUAGAUUCAGGCAUUGAAAUAAUUUUCUUAAUGUUUGUGUUAGACCUCUUGCCAUCAAUCUCAGUUUCUAAAUUAUAUAAGUGCUUAUUUCAUUUGUUGUAAAUUCAGCUGUUUUGUUUUUCUGUCACUAUGAUCACCAGUUUACUUGCAUGUUCACUAGUUUUAUUAAGUAACAAUUGGAUUCUACUCAAAAUUGGAUGGAUUUAUAUGUGCAGAUGACUGGUCAGUUCUGUUCAGUUUAGACUUUGUAAUUCCACGUAUUUGCACGUUUGAAGUUUGAACAGUUUGUGUUGCUAAAAGUAAUUGGCAUUGUGUCAGGUAGAUGAUGCACUAUUAAGGACUAGAUCUUAACCUGCCUAUAUAAAUUGAGUUUGUGUUCACCCACUAAUGCUCUAACUUGAAUAGAAUCUGGUAUGAAGGACAUUUAAAGAAUUAAAAAAUCUCACCUCAUGAA
Molecule: messenger RNA, 1814 nt
Organism: Pristis pectinata (smalltooth sawfish)
Lineage: Eukaryota; Metazoa; Chordata; Chondrichthyes; Rhinopristiformes; Pristidae
Gene: trnt1
Product: tRNA nucleotidyl transferase, CCA-adding, 1
Exons: 7
Coding region: 61-1341 (426 amino acids)
Biological process (GO): RNA processing
Molecular function (GO): RNA binding; nucleotidyltransferase activity
Source: RefSeq, a predicted model, not a curated record